Molecule: messenger RNA, 1158 nt
Organism: Gloeophyllum trabeum ATCC 11539
Lineage: Eukaryota; Fungi; Basidiomycota; Agaricomycetes; Gloeophyllales; Gloeophyllaceae
Product: MFS general substrate transporter
Exons: 3
Biological process (GO): transmembrane transport
Cellular component (GO): membrane
Molecular function (GO): transmembrane transporter activity
Source: RefSeq, a predicted model, not a curated record
CGCUGGCGUCUCUCCGCCGCAUGUCUCCUCUCCUACCUGCUAGGCAUCCAAGACUCCGCCCUAGGCGCGCUGAUCCCCUCCAUUGAGGAAUAUUACCACAUCGGAUAUGCCCUAGUGGCCAUCUUAUUCAUGACCACGGCGAUAGGCUUCGUGCUCGCCUCUUUCGUCGCGCAGCCAGCCCACAGCCGUUUCGGCAGAUCUGCCUGUCUUGUCCUGGGGAAUGGGAUAAUGACCGUAGGAUACGUCAUAUGGACGGUGUGCCCGCGCGAGUAUGGCCCGCUGGUAAUUGCUCCACUGCUCAUCGGGGCGGGGGAGGCAUGGCUCUUGGCUCAGAUCAAUCUCUUUGCCAGCACAACGCCUAAUCCGACCGUGUAUAAUGGUUAUGUCCAUGGCUGCUACGGGAUUGGCGGAGUCUCCGGUCCUCUUAUUGCCACCGCUAUGGUUUCGAAGGGAAUAAAGUGGUCCAACUUCUACUUCAUCCCUCUAGGACUAUCUGUCUGGAACGGCGUUUUCAGUGGUAUCGUAUUCCGAGAACCAAAGAUGCGGACAGAGCGAUCGUCAAGACAGAAAAAAUCAAAUAUUAUGCUAGAGACCCUUCGCGAUAAAACUACGCUCAUCACCGCCCUCUUCAUGUUCGCGUACUCGGGCUCGGAAGUGAGCUUGGCCGGGUGGAUAGUGACCUUCCUAAUCAAUACCAGAGGCGGCGACCCGAGCAAGAUGGGGUACGCCGAGUCUGGCUUCUGGGGCGGCAUCACCGUCGGCCGUUUCGUCGUCAGCCACUUGUGUUUCAAGUACGGCGAGCGGAAAGCGGUGUUCGCGCUACUGGGAGGAGCGAUUGCUCUGGAGGCCAUAGGGUGGGCUGUCCCGAGUGUCAUCCCUGACACCGUUGCGAUUGCGCUUGUCGGCGUCCUCCUGGGUCCGAUAUAUCCUUGCACUAUGUCAGUCGUCACGAGGAUACUCCCCAAGCACCUCCACGUCUCGAGUCUAUCACUUAUAUCAGCUCUCGGUUCGUCGGGUGGUGCGGCCGUACCCUUCACCGUGGGUAUCAUUGCACAAUUCAAAGGGCCCUAUGUUGUUCAUCCUACCGCCAUCGUCGCCUUUGCACUCAUGGAGAUUUCGUGGUUCAUACUCACUAGAGGACAGACGUUACAGUCAUGA